Molecule: messenger RNA, 1116 nt
Organism: Exophiala spinifera
Lineage: Eukaryota; Fungi; Ascomycota; Eurotiomycetes; Chaetothyriales; Herpotrichiellaceae
Exons: 1
Coding region: 1-1116 (371 amino acids)
Biological process (GO): protein deneddylation
Cellular component (GO): COP9 signalosome; cytoplasm
Molecular function (GO): deNEDDylase activity; protein binding; metallopeptidase activity
Source: RefSeq, a predicted model, not a curated record
AUGUCUACCAAGUCGGCCUUUCGAAACUGGGAGGCUGAGAACGACAUCAUUACGGUAGAUCCCUCUCAAAACGCUCUCUACACUCUACCCGACCCUGCCUCCUACAAGACCCUCCAGAACGAUGCACCAUGGAAGAAGAAUCUCAACUAUUUUACAAACGUCCGCAUCUCAGCCCUCGCUUUACUCAAAAUGACCACACACGCACGCUCUGGUGGUAGCAUAGAAAUCAUGGGCCUGAUGACCGGCUUUGUCUCAGGGACAUCAAUCAUCAUCACCGAUGCGUUCCGACUUCCAGUCGAAGGCACAGAGACGAGAGUCAAUGCGCAUGCCGAUGCGGACGAAUACAUGGUGAACUUUGGUGUCAUGUCAAGAGAAGGAGGCGGUCAACUUGAGAACCCCAUUGGAUGGUACCAUUCACACCCUGGCUAUGGCUGCUGGCUCUCGGGCAUCGACGUGCAUACGCAGAUGAACCAACAGAUGGUCAACGAUCCCUUUGUGGCCGUGGUCAUCGACCCAGAUCGGACCGUCAGUGCCGGAAAAGUUGACAUUGGAGCUUUCAGAACAUACCCCGAGGGCCAACGGCCGAAAAACAAGUCAUUCACGGAUGACAGCGAUGACUUCCAGGCCAUUCCACCGGGCAAGAUGGAGGACUUUGGUGCACAUGCCAAUUCGUAUUAUCCGCUUGAAGUUUCCCACUACAAAUCAACUCUCGACACGCACCUACUAGACCUUCUUUGGAACAAAUACUGGACCUCGACAAUCUCACAGUCGCCACUAUUCACCAACAGAGACUACGCAAACAAACAGAUCGCCGAUCACGCAAUCAAGAUCAAGGACGCGACCAGGAUGCAAAAGUUAGGGGUCAACAUGAACCGGAGAGGUCAAGAAUUGGCGGGCAACGGCGAGAAGGAUUUCAAGGUGGUCAAGAAUGGCGCGCUGGAGCAGAUCGUCCGAGGAGGCAACAAGAUUGCGUCCGAAGAGAUGGCUGGUCUGUUAGCCAGCCAGGUCAAAACCCAGCUGUUUUGGGGUGUUGUGCAUGAGGCUCGGGUCAAGGCGGCAAAAGAACAAGCCACAAACGCUGCAGCUGGUGUAUGCGUGUCCAACAAUGGCGGUUGA